Fusarium vanettenii 77-13-4 is the source of this 1056-nucleotide messenger RNA. RefSeq lists its product as uncharacterized. Bases 1 to 1056 code for a protein of 351 amino acids. The record is from RefSeq and is a predicted model, not a curated record. Gene Ontology annotation, molecular function: L-aspartate:2-oxoglutarate transaminase activity; pyridoxal phosphate binding. Gene Ontology annotation, cellular component: cytosol. NCBI's taxonomy places the organism in Eukaryota, Fungi, Ascomycota, Sordariomycetes, Hypocreales, Nectriaceae. Gene Ontology annotation, biological process: L-aspartate biosynthetic process. The transcript has 6 exons.
AUGUUCAAGUCAUUUCAGAGGGGUCCUGUGGACCCAAUGUUCAUUCUCAAAAAGAAGGCCGACGAGGACGUAUCCCCAGACAAGGCAGAUCUCGGUGUCGGCAUCUACCGGAAUGAAGCAGGUCUCUACAGUGAGCUGGACUCGGUUAAACAAGCCAAGCUAGCACUGGCACAGAACGAUCCAGGCCAUGAUUAUGAGCUGACUACCGGCAAUGCCCAAUUUCUGGAGAAGGCUGCGGCUCUCUUGUUCGGGAAAGAUUGCCAAAAGCUAAAGUCGGGUCAAAUCGCAUCCGUGCAGACAAUAUCCGGCACGGGAGCGAAUCACAUUGCUGCUUUGGCCCUUAGUCAAUCCGUCUCACCUCUCCCCCAGGUCUUUGUCGGCGUCCCAGCCUGGGGUAACUACAAGCCCAUGUUCGAGCUGGUUGGGAUGCAAGUCACCGAGUAUUCCUACUACGAUCCCAAGAACCGAACCAUCGACUUCAGCUCUAUCAUCCAAGCUGCCCGAACUGCUCCCCCACGAAGCGUCUUUAUUCUCCAAGGCUGCUGCCACAACCCCACGGGCACCGAUCCUACAAAGGCACAAUGGAACGAACUUGCCUCGGUCCUCGAAGAGAACAGACACUUCAUCUUCCUAGACAUCGCCUACCAAGGCCUGGGUGAUGGCAUGGAUGAAGAUGCUUAUGCUGUGCGUUUGUUUGCAAAGUCCAACGUCGACAUGUUUGUCUGCCAAUCCUUCUCCAAGAACUUUGCACUGUAUGGCGAGCGAUGUGGAGUUCUCCACGCAGUCUGUGCAGACGCAAAGACAGCAUCCGACGUCCACGAUCGUCUCCGAUGCCUAAUACGAUGGGAGUUCUCCUCUUCGCCAGCCUAUGGAAGUCGGUUGGUCGACAUUGUGCUUGGAUCUGAUCAGCGUACUGAAGCAUGGACAACUGAGCUAUCCGAAAUGAGCCAGCGAUUGAAGAGCUUGCGAAAGAAGUUGCACAGUUACUUGACACAAGACUUGAAGACCCCAGGAAAUUGGGAGCACAUCCUGAAGGAAACCGGACUCUUCUCGUAA